Molecule: messenger RNA, 963 nt
Organism: Seriola dumerili (greater amberjack)
Lineage: Eukaryota; Metazoa; Chordata; Actinopteri; Carangiformes; Carangidae
Gene: fam221a
Product: family with sequence similarity 221 member A
Exons: 6
Coding region: 55-789 (244 amino acids)
Source: RefSeq, a predicted model, not a curated record
AGUAGUUUGCUAUGCAACACAAAGCCCGCAGUUAUCAGUUUUGGAUUUCUGACAAUGGAGACAACAUGUCUUGAUAAAUCGGCUUUAAAAGCAGUUGAUGAGUACUGGGAGUACAGAAGGAUUGUGGGUGAUGAUGAUAGAGGUAGGCUGUUCACCCCAGAGCAGUAUGAGGAGUACAAGAGGACGGUGCUCCCUGUUCGCAUGAAAAACAGGCUGUAUGUGAGCUAUGGAAUGCCAGGAGGUAUCGACUGCAAACUAAUUGGUCCUGAGACACAGUGCUUCUGUACACAUAGGUACAAGCAACAUAAGACAGACUUUGAAGUGCUUCCCUCUGAGCGGCCCCUGGCCCUACCAUGCCAGGUUAGGGGAUGUCACUGUCCUGGAUAUCAGUAUGUUCCUCGAAAUGGGCCAAACCCUGUCCGCUGCAGGUGUAAACACCUACCUCAGGAUCACAGUGAAUCUACUGGCCACUUAUGCAAGAAAUGCAGUUCCUGUUCUGGGUUCCAGAGCCCCUACAUCUGCGGGUGUGGCCAGCCCUGCUCUGCCCACCAGACCCUGGUUGAGACAAAACCCGAGAGGGAGGCGCGGGGUCAGCCAGUAGGCAGGGAUGUCCCAUAUGCUGCCAUGGGGGGGCUGACGGGGUUCAGCUCCCUAUUGGACGGUUACCUCACUCUGGAGGCCUGUGGCUCAGACCAAGACAGAGAAGAGAGCUGCCAGCAGGGAAGCUCAGCAUCCAGGAUUAACCAAACAUCUACGAAAGCAUCUAGCUCUAAACAAACAUUAAAAUGAAAUGUUCCUCUCAGAGUCCAUCUGUCAAACUCUUAUAUUAAAUAUUGGACUAUUGAAAUUAACCAUAUCAAAUAAAUCACAUGCAAUUUACGAUCUAAACACUUGAAAGCAUUUUGAUUGUUUUUAAGUAUCUGCCUUUGUUAUUGUCGUGACGCUGUAACAUAAUCAGCUGUC